AAGGAUCGGCAUAUGCAUGUUUGGACGAUAGCAUGCAAUGCGUCUUCAUCCCACAAUCUGGAAAGUCGCCCGGCGCCGUUGGCUGCUGCGAUGGCGACGACUGUACCUUCCGUUCAUCAUGCGUCAACAGGAGUGAACGGGAUGACUGCGACGAGGAUUGUCAAGAAGAUCCCUCAACGCUGAAAUGGUAAAUGAGUGUUGCAGACCAUGGCCAUGCCGGGUUAUGUUCACUGACAGCACAUAGCACCGGCUUGCUCCAGAGGUACUGCAACACCGUCGCCUUCCCGGGCGGCGUGACGGACUACUACUGCGCCUUAACGAAGGGGUCUGUUCUCACGGCCCAGACAGCGGCCAAGGGUGAUAAGAGCAGGAGCUUCUCCGAGGUCAAGCCCACCAGUACCUCGACCAAGAAGACGACGACGACAACGACGAGCUCAACCACGUCCAAGAAAACUUCCUCGUCUUCGUCUUCCUCUUCGACUUCGACCUCGUCUUCAACGACGUCCAAGUCCUCAACCCGAUCCACAUCCGAGACGUCGUCCGAGGUUCUGCCCUCCACCACCGAACCUACCAUCACCGCGUCUACCACCGACGCCGAUCGUGCCGGCGCGGCCACUUCUUCGACACCGCCCGAGGCCUCGACCACUCAAUCUACCCCGGUCGGCGCCAUUGUCGGGGGUGUCCUGGGUGGUAUCGCCCUCAUCGCCUUGUGCAUAUUUGGCGCAAUCUUCCUCCGCCAGCAGAGGAAGAAGAGCCAAGCGAUGGCUGAAAUGCCUCCUUCCCAGCCUUUCAUGGCCGAACCCACAUUGCCCAGCACUCAACCCCCCGUUCCCCCCUACGGGCAAGGCAUGGGAUCUUCCGGCAUGACUGGCUACCCCCCGUCGUCUGCCGCUGGGACCUCGCCGCAGAUGUUCGCCACUCCAACGGCCGCCGCAGCUGGCGCGACUGCUGGCGCGGUGGCGGCGGCAGCAGCAUCAGCACGAGGAGCCUCCGGCCCCUACCACAACCGUCCGCCAAGCACCCUCACCACUACCACCACCGCCGCCAACAACACCUACUACGACCCGAGCCCUUUGACCACGCCCGGCGGCAGCCCACAGAUGCAGUAUGCACAUCAGAUGCACCCACCACCGCCCCUUCCCACGCCGGCCUACUACAACCACCCUUCACAAGACGCUUACCAGGGGGGAGACGGAGCAUGGGCUGGAGGCGGCAGCACCAACGCCGGCGCCGCCGCGGAGCCGCCCGACCGCCAUUCGACCUCCACCCCGGUCUCGACGUACAACGGCGCCACCCCCGUCACCCCGGCCUCUGCGCUGGGUCCGAUGCCGGGUGAGCCUCAGCAGCACGCACCGGCGGGCGGGGGCGGUGGUGGCAGUGGCAGCGACGGGAACGGGGUGCCCCUGAUUCUGCAGCCGGGCAUGGGAUAUCGGCCAUACAGGCCGCCCGGUGCCGGUGGCAGCAGCAGCACGCGAAGCGCAGGGGGCCGGAAUGCAACCGCGAGCGCGAGCGGAAGCGAAAGCCCGACUGUGAGGACCGCGACGGUCGCCAUGGUGGUGCCCCGGAAGGUUGUCCCAGCAUCGUCCGCGCCGCCCUCGACGGAGCAGUCGCGGAGCCAAGGGCAAUCACAAGGGGCCGCGGCUCCUGGGGAUCAGCAGACUGCUGCUGUCGAGCUGCCGUGAUGGAGGUGGCGAAGAGAAAGGACUUUGAAGUGUGUCAUGAACCCAUUCGAUGUCCCUUCAUUCGGCGUUACGCCAGCAUGUCACUGGAUUUCUUUUUUGCCUUACUUCU
This is a messenger RNA of Thermothelomyces thermophilus ATCC 42464, 1791 nucleotides long. RefSeq lists its product as uncharacterized. The transcript has a single exon. The coding region runs from base 192 to 1682 and encodes 496 amino acids. The record is from RefSeq and is a predicted model, not a curated record. Lineage: Eukaryota; Fungi; Ascomycota; Sordariomycetes; Sordariales; Chaetomiaceae.